Sphenostylis stenocarpa is the source of this 2643-nucleotide messenger RNA. NCBI's taxonomy places the organism in Eukaryota, Viridiplantae, Streptophyta, Magnoliopsida, Fabales, Fabaceae. The record is from the annotation of a GenBank genome assembly.
AUGGCCAAGAAAGUACUUGCUCGGAAGAGACAUCCUGGUGGCCUGGAAGCUCCUCGAAAUAGUCUAGAUCUGCAAGUACAAACACCUCAGAACUACUGUCCAGAAGGAGAAUUACCAUGCAAUUAUCAGGUAGAAGAAGAAGAGGGCAGGCAUGAGAAGAAUCGUUAUUCAAAUGUGGGUUCAAUGAAAAAACUGAUUAAUGAGGAGUUGUCCAAACAAUCAAGCACCAGGCAAAAUGCGCCAAGCCUUGUGGCAAGGUUGAUGGGGAUAGAUACGAUGCCAUUAGACACUAAAUAUGUUGGCCCAUCAGAUAAAAGAAUAAGUGAAAACUUGGGGAAGAAGUCUUCAGAGAAAGGAGUGAGUCGAAGGGGUUCAGUUAGUUGGGGUUCUUCCAGCUUCAAUUCUUCGACCAAUAUGGAUUUUGAGUCUUGCUAUGAAGACAUAGAUGUUGAUGAUGAUGAUGAUGGAUGGAACAAGAGUUUUGGAGAACCGAGGCCGCGGGGUCAUCCUCAGGAGGAGGAACUCCAGAAGUUCAAGAAAGAGUUUGAGGCAUAUCAAGCAGCAAGGUUUCUGGAGUGUUCAAAGGUUGCUGAAAUUGGAAGUGUUCCAAGACGAUUGCUUGCUCAAGAAAACCUGAACAAGGAAAAGGUGAUGCAUAAUGAUUUGGUUUUACAAAGAACGACAGCAGGGAAACUUGCAGAUCGUGAAAGCCACUCAUUCAAAACACCACCACCUGAAAGUUCAGAAUAUGAAGGUAACAUGAUGGAGUUAGUCCCAGCAAGGAAAACCUUUCCUCCAAGGAGCAGAACACUAAGUAGAGAUUUUGAAGAGUCCUUAAUGAUGAAAUAUUGCAACAGAUUAGAUACAUCUUCUCCCACUAGGAUAGUUAUCUUGAAGCCUGGUCCUGAUAGCAUUUGCAACCAUGAAGAGGAUUGGACCAUUUCAACAAGAACUAUACAAGGGAGAAAUAGUAUAGAAGAUUUUCUUGAAGAGGUGAAAGAGCGUUUGAGAUGUGAACUACAAGGGAAAACUGUCAAAAAGGGUUCUGUGGUUCGAGGGAGUGGUAUUAAAACACCUUAUAAUGAAAACUCAUCUGAUCCUAAACUAAUAGCCCGACAUAUAGUAAAGCAAGUCAGAGAAAGCGCGACUAGAGAGGCUGACGCAAAUUUACUCUCCUCAGAAUCAACAGGGUCAUUCAAAAGCGAAUUGCAGUUCAAUGGACCAACUUCCCCAGAAAUUAUCAGCAGAGAUACCCGGAAGUUCUUGUCAGAUAGGCUAAGAAAUGUUGUGGGAAGUGAAGCAUAUGCUGACGUUCCUGAGGGAAAACUAAGGUUACUUGCAUUAGAUAGACAUAAAGCUGGAGUAAAGCAAGCGCGAGAUAAUAUGAAGUAUGCAAAUAACUGGGAAAUUUCCAAAGAGGACACAGAAAUUCAAACAGGUUCUUUCAGGCAUGAACUGGAUGAGAAUAUAUUUCUCCACAAGGAGUUGUCCCCCAGGAAUCUUGUAAGAUCCUUGUCUGCUCCUGUAUCACGAUCAGGAACAUCAUUUGGGAAGCUUCUUCUGGAGGACCGCCACAUUUUAACUGGUGCUCAGAUUCGGAGGAAGCUUGAAGCUGUUGAAACUCUGUCUGUUGAUGUGAAGAAACGGAAAAAGGAUAGAUUUAAUAUUAAAGAAAGAGUCUCCAAUUUUAGGUAUAAUCUUGCUUUCAGAGGGAGGCUUUUUGGCAGAAGGGUUCAAUCAAUGGUGGAAUCACAUGGUAAUGAAUAUGGUCCCAUGGUGAGAGAUGUCACAAGUGGACCAACAGUUCUUAUGAACUGUGGUCAGCGGCAUGAGAACUCCACUGAGGUACCUCCUAGUCCUGCAUCUGUGUGCAGCAGCGUCCAUGAAGACUUUUGGAGGCGGACUGAAUAUUUAAGUCCAACAUCAACUCCUGAUGUGUCUUCAAGAGAUGAUAAUGUUGUGCCCCAGGUUUUCAGGGAUAUCAGCUCGGGUUUGAAUGAACUAAGGAGGCAACUCAAUCAACUUGAAUCUGAUGGUCCUGAGGACUUCACUAUGAAACAGGAGCCAGCCGAGUCUGACUUAGACCAAUUAGAGGAUCCAGCAGAAUCUUACAUACGAGAUCUACUUGUUGCUUCCGGUCUGUACUUUGGUUCAUGGGAUAAGUCUUUAUUAAGAGGGGACACAUUUGCAAAGCCUAUUGGCCACUCAGUUUAUGAAGAAGUGGAAGAAUCUCACAAGAAAUCUGUCAAGGAAAAUGAGGAAAGCUGUAUCAAGGAUCAGAAUGAGAAUAAGCUAGACCACAAAGUUUUGCUUGAUUUGUUAAAUGAGGCACUUUCAGUUGUUCUUGGACCUCCUUUGAUGUUGUCGAGAUUCAGAAGGAAAUCAAGUAACUCUUCCAUGUUGCCACCAUCUGGAAAGGAACUAUUGAACUUAGUGUGGGACAUCAUCCGUGUUUCUAUAUAUCCUCCAUCUGACAUAUCUACUUAUUCACUUGAUACUUUGGUGGCUCAACACCUAGGAUCCAUCCCUUGGUCUGAAUUAAUAAAUGAUGAGAUCAAUAUUUUGGACAGAGAUAUAGAAUGUCUAAUAACUGAUGACCUGGUUGGAGAACUCACAAAGGAUAUAUGCUCUAAGAAGAAGUGA